AUGGGUGGUCUGUACGGACAGCAAGGAGGACGUGGUGGAAGUGGAGGACUGGGUAGAUUCUCAGGCGAAGUCGGAGACAGUGAUUUCGAUGGCCUUUCCGGUCAAAGCGGUUCGCUGGGCGUCGGUCGCGGACUACUUGGCUGGGGCAGCCGAAGUGGCGGUUUGGGCUCCGGUGGAAGCGGAAGCUUUGGCAGCCAAGGCGGCUUCGGUGGAAGCAGCGGUGGACGAGGCGGAUUUGGCAGCAGUUUUAGUCAGUUCGGGGACAAUGACGACGAUAAUUAUGGCCUCGGCAGUCUGUCUGGACAAAGCGGCCCUUCUAGCACGCUGAGUGGUCUGUCCGGAAGUAGCUCUGGCGGAAGCUCCUUCGGUGGGCUCGGUGGAUUGUCAAGCGGUGGAUACGGCGGAUCCAGCAACGGAUUGGGAGGAGGCUUUGGCGGCAGUAGCAGCUGGAGUUUAGGAGGUGCUGGUAGUGCUUGGCAGCAGCAGCAGGACCAGGGCCAGCAACAGGAGAAGGUGUUUUAG
Molecule: messenger RNA, 522 nt
Organism: Dermacentor silvarum
Lineage: Eukaryota; Metazoa; Arthropoda; Arachnida; Ixodida; Ixodidae
Product: keratin, type I cytoskeletal 9-like
Exons: 2
Coding region: 1-522 (173 amino acids)
Source: RefSeq, a predicted model, not a curated record